GAGCACCGCGCCGACUCCGAGCGAGUCCGAGCUGUCUGUCUGCUGCCAGGGGCGGACAUGUUGGGGCGGCCUGCUGGAGGACGGUACCGCACGUAUUUCUAAUUUUGACGGAGAAAGUGACAACAAAGCAGAGACGGGUCACCAUGGAUGCCGUCAACGCUUUUAAUCAUGAGUUGUUCUCCUUGAUGGACACCAAGCCUCCCAUCUCGAGGGCCAAGAUGAUAUCCAUCACCAAAUCUGCUAUAAAAGCCAUUAAAUUAUACAAGCAUGUUGUCCAAAUUGUAGAAAAGUUCAUAAAGAAGUGCAAACCCGAGUACAAAGUUCCAGGACUCUAUGUGGUGGAUUCUAUUGUGAGACAGUCACGGCAUCAGUUUGGAGCCGAUAAAGAUGUGUUUGGACCUAGGUUCACCAAAAACAUCACAGGGACAUUUGAGAAUCUAUGCUUGUGUCCUACAGAAGAUAGGAGUAAGAUAGUGAGAGUGCUGAACCUGUGGCAGAAGAAUGGAGUGUUUAAGAUUGAUGUAAUCCAGCCUCUAUUAGACAUGGCUGCUGGAUCUAGCAGCUCAACAGGCUUGGACAACAGCCCUGAGGGUGCAUCUCCACAGUCUCCCGUGAGGGAACAGGAGGCUCAUCCUGUGGUGACGGCAAACUCGAUUGCAGCAGCUGUGCCUCAGCUUCAGAACUCUGAUGCCUUUGUGGCUGUUGCUCAACUAUUUCAGUCUUCUCAAGGACAGCAGCUUCAGCAGAUGCUUCAGAACUUUCAGCCGCCAGUGAAACCCCAGUCUCCAGCUGUGGACAAUAACAGGAGUCAUCACCACCCACAGGCCCAAACUAUGACUGCCACCUCUACCAUCACACAUCAGCAUAUCCAUCAAGCACCACAGCCUGUGGAAACGAAAGCAACCUUCGACAAGACAAUUCUGGACCGUUUUGACUAUGACGAUGAGCCAGAAGCAGGAGAGGAAGCCAAAAAGGGUGAAACGCCGUCUGUCCAGCCUACUAUGGGAUUUUCUGAGCAGACUGUCCCAGGAUUUCCACCAGCCAAUCAGAUGCAGCACUUUCAACAGCAUAUGAUGGCCAUAACACAGCAGCAACAGGUUGUUCUACCAUCAAAUGGACAGGUCCAAGGCUUUGGUCUAAUGACCCCUCAGCCCUAUCCAGACAUGAUGUCUCAGAUGGGGCAGUCACACACAGCUUUCCCCCCUCAGAAUGACACCUUCAAUCAGCACAUGACGGGACAUCAGCAUCCAGAAAUGAUGAGUUCAGAUGCAUCUGCCAGGUCUUACCACGAUGACAAAAGGUCAAGGUCACGUUCAGGGUCGAGAUCUCCUAAAAGAAGAAGGUCUCGGUCUAAUUCCCGUACCAGACGAAUGCGGCAUCGGCGGUCGCGCUCUCGUUCUCGAGAACGGCGGCAUCAGUCACCUCGCUCGCGGUCUCAGGAAAGAAGAGACAGAGAAAAGGAACGAGAACGAAGACAGAAAGGCCUUCCUCCUAUAAAGAAUAACACUCUUAGUGUGUGCAGUACUACACUAUGGGUGGGCCAGCUGGAUAAAAGGACACAGCAGCAGGAUGUGGCCUGUUUACUAGAGGAGUUUGGGCAGAUAGAUUCAAUUAAUAUGAUUCCUCCUCGUGGUUGUGCCUACAUUGUCAUGAUUCAUCGUCAGGAUGCCUAUCGAGCUCUGCAGAAACUAAGCAGAGGUCCAUACAAAGUCAACCAGAAAGCCGUUAAGAUUGCCUGGGCUCUGAAUAAGGGCAUUAAGGCUGAGUUCAAGCAGUGUUGGGAUGUGGAGUUGGGUGUAACCUACAUACCAUGGUCCGAAGUAAAGAUGGAGGACCUGGAUGUGUUUAGAGAAGGAGGGAUGCUGGACCCUGAUUCUUUUGCACCAGAAUGGAGAAGCUCUCAGAUUGAGUUAGAGAAGGCUGAAGAGUCUCAGAACGGCAGGCCUGUGUGUGGAGGAGGGGAGGAGAGCACGGCUGUAGUACCUAUGCAGGUUCCUCAUGUCCAGCCAAAAGGAGCAGUCGGUGUCCCACCUCUUGGAUUCCCAGGACCCAUGAACAUCCCACCCCCCUCAUUCCCACCCGGAGUUCCUCCACCGGGUCCUUUUAUACGCCCAGGCUUUAACCUAAUGCAGAUGCCACCAGGAUUUCUCCCCCCGGGAGCCAUGCCUCCUCUUGGCACCACUGGGCCUCCUCCACCUACAGCAGGGAUUGGCAUGCCUCCAGUUGGCAGCUCAGUUGAAGACCUGUCGAAAGACCCAGCAGGUAUGGGCCCAAGAAUCAACAGUGAUGGAAUAGAGGGGUUCAACUCAGGAAACCAGGUGCCUCCUGGAGGUCCAGCAGGGAUGGGCAUGCAGUCUCCACCAGGUCUUCUAGGUUCAAGGCCGGGUAUGAUGCCUCUCCAGCGGCCCCCAGGGAUGGCGCUUCCACACAUGCAGCGCUUCCCCAUUCCUCCUCCUCGGCCUGGCAUGCCACCCAUCCAUCCACAGAUGAUGCCACCAAGGGGUCCACCUCAGAUGAUGCACCGUGAGCCACCACCAGGGGGAUUCAGGAUGCCGCCCCCUCCUCAUGGCAUCAGGGGCCCCUUUCCCCCUCCAGGUCCUCCCUUUAUGAGGCCAAGCGGACCCAGACCAGAUGGGCCAAAUGAUCACGAGGCGAGGCCGUUCAGAGGUGAGCGGCCCGGUUUAGGAAGAGGCAGAGAUCGAGAACAGGACUGGUACGGCGGGCGACGGCCUUUUGGUGAGGGGUGUGGUGAUGAGAGGCCGGAUGGUCGUGAGCGAUUUGGAGGCUGGCAUGAGGAGCCGGAAAAACAAGGCGGGUGGGACAGAGAGAGAGAACGCAGGGACUGGAGGAGAAGUCCAAAUGAAGAGAGGGAUCGAAACAGAGAUCGAGGACGGGAAGGUGAAGAACGGUCGAGGCGCUCUGGAGGUGAAGAACCGUCGAGGCGCUCUGCAGGUAGCAGAGAGAGGAGCACACGCUGGGACCGAGAUGAUAGACUCGAUCGACUGGGUCUCACUAGUGAGGAACCCAACGAGAGACUUGCAGCAAAUACCAACGAGCCCAGUACAAAUGCUACUAAAGAACUUCCUGAAGCCAAGCCAGAUGUUCCAACACCUUCCACCACAGCCACGGCAGACUCAAAAGCCUCAGAACAUAUUACAGAGAACAAAUCUGCCGAACAAACACAUACGGAAGAAUCAUAGAGGCCUCUUUAUAUGUCAAGACCAUAUGAGCUUCUUACAUGUCAGUGCUAAUCUUGGAUACUGCUGGCUAGAAAACAAAGUCCAACUGUUGUGGGAUGCUUGGUUCUUCAUCCCAAACCAAGUUUUUCAGACUUUAUAAAGCGGAUUUUGGCAAACGUGGAACGUUGCCUUGUGAAUUUAUUGUCCCACCUCAAUGAAGCUUGAAUAUUGUAUUAAUAACUGAAGUUAAGGAACAGAAAAUAUUAAUGAUUCUGCUGUAAAUAUGCUAACCUUACACGAAUAAUGUUUGUAGAUUUUUUCAUUUUACGUUAUCCUUGUUGAGUUUCAGUAAUGGAAACAUGACUGAAAUAAGAUAUUAAGACCCUUUUGCUGUAAUGUUUUCUAACUUAAUGUUUACAACAUACAAAAAAAAAGAUGUUUUUAUAAUUUUUACGUUUUUGGAGAUAGGAACUCCAAAUAUUUCAGCGAUAGGAAUUUGGUUUUAAUAAAAUAUUUUCAUACCAAAUUAA
Carassius gibelio (silver crucian carp) is the source of this 3709-nucleotide messenger RNA. RefSeq names its product SR-related and CTD-associated factor 4-like. The record is from RefSeq and is a predicted model, not a curated record. The transcript is spliced from 20 exons. Lineage: Eukaryota; Metazoa; Chordata; Actinopteri; Cypriniformes; Cyprinidae. Gene Ontology annotation, biological process: negative regulation of termination of RNA polymerase II transcription, poly(A)-coupled. Gene Ontology annotation, cellular component: nucleus. Gene Ontology annotation, molecular function: RNA polymerase II C-terminal domain phosphoserine binding; RNA binding. Bases 144 to 3200 code for a protein of 1018 amino acids.